Protopterus annectens (West African lungfish) is the source of this 2834-nucleotide messenger RNA. RefSeq names its product tumor necrosis factor receptor superfamily member 9-like. Gene Ontology annotation, biological process: regulation of cell population proliferation. The record is from RefSeq and is a predicted model, not a curated record. The coding region runs from base 426 to 1253 and encodes 275 amino acids. Gene Ontology annotation, cellular component: external side of plasma membrane. The transcript is spliced from 8 exons. Gene Ontology annotation, molecular function: cytokine binding; signaling receptor activity. NCBI's taxonomy places the organism in Eukaryota, Metazoa, Chordata, Ceratodontiformes, Protopteridae.
AGUAUUUUAAAUUUACAUCAUCACUAACCCACAUCGCCCUUUUCAACACAUUUCAACUAGUUGCGAAGCAGCGGACUAGCUGCGCCCCUCCCCCGGGAUUUCCACUGACCGCCCACAGAUACAGAUUUAAGUAUACACUAAUGCUGCGCUGGGUCACAUAGUGUGACAGCAUACACUGGUGAUUGGAAACGGGAACGGUUAACCAAGUCGUUUGGCAUUGGUGUAUCUACCUCAGAACCUCGGUGGCAUCCGUGAUGACUGACUACACUGGUUCAAACUUCCAAUAACCUGUGAUCCCUGGUAAUAUCCUGUGCUGGAAUCGUUUACGCACUGGUCUGGAUUCAACUUCACUGGCAGCAGGUGAAACCGGAGAGGCUAAGACUUUUGUUGUUUCACCACUGGGGAUAUAGGACUGAACGCUUCUAAUGUUCACCAUGAAUUGCUUAGCUGUGGCUUUUCUUGUUUUCCUGUUGAAAGUCAGUCUGCUACAGGGAGCCUCUUCAGGCACAGGAGUCAACUGCCACCAGAAGGGCGGCCUGUGGUGUUGCGAAAGUUGCCCACCUGGUACACUGCGCUCCUCUAAAGAAUGUCAAAUAAACAAAAAUGAUGUUUGCAAACCUUGCAGUCCUGGAUCAUUUUCAUCUGCUGAAAAUACAGACCAUCGUUGUUCUCCAUGCACAAACUGUGCUGGAGUGUUUAUCUUCAAAAAAAACUGCACGGAUACAUCAGAUGCAGUGUGUCAGUGCAUAUCCGGGUACAAAUGUGCAGAUGAUGCAUGUAAAAAAUGCAAGAAGAGCUGUGGUCCAGGAACAGAGCUUUAUAAAACAGAAUGCAGACUAUGUAUAAAUGGAACAUUCAGCAGCGAAGAAGACACACCCUGCAUUCCAUGGACCAACUGCUCAGCACAAGGAAAAUCCGUACAUUUUCCAGGAAGCAGUACCAAAGAUGUAACAUGUGGAUAUCCUUUUCCUUCUCCAGUUACAACAACCAUACCUAAAGGUGAAGGAAUAACAGGAACUAUUGUUCUGGUUGCUGCAGCCAUGUUCUUAUUGACCUCUAUAUUGAUGUGUGGCAUGUUCCUAGUCACAUGGCACAAGAAGAAAAAGCUGUCUAAACAGCUGAAGAAAGGUCGACCAGAGCUGCACCAUCUGGGUACUCCAAAGGAAGAGGAUGAAUGCAGUUAUCGAUUCCCUGAGGAAGAACAGGGUGAAAUGACAGGAUCACAAGAACCCAUCACUAAGCUAGUUGUAUGAUGGGUCUCAAAUCACUGCAAAAGUGAUACCUGAACAAAAGAAAAAAAUAUCUCUGGUCAAGAACUGGGUACUAAGGAGAAAACUUAGGGAUACAAUUCUCUAUUCUGUCACCAGGAAAAAGAUACUUGCAUUACAGCUGGAAAAGGCUGCUAGCUAUCCCAUGAUCUGGAAUAAAUUUACAGGAAUUCCUCACCAGCGUACUUGGCCUUGAGGAGUCCAUCCAUUUGCAUUCUGAAGGCCUGUACUAAAAUCACCUGAAUAAAUGUGGGUCUUAAAUGAGUCUAGGCUCUCAUGAAAUUAACUUUGAUUUGCUGUUUUUAUAUUGCCCAUCAUAUUUACUCCUGUACUGCAAAACUGUGUGAUACCAGAAUGUGGCUGUUUAUGUGAGAACAGCCUUAUGCUGUUCUAGUAACGGGGCAAAUGACAAAUGAUCCAUUGGUACUGGAAAGGACUGGACCAUGAAUGGGCUCAAACAACAAUAUGUACUUGAUGCUAAAGUGGCAUAAAAAUAAAAAAGGCAUAACAACUGGGGAAAGUGAAGACAUCUCUGUUGUAUGUGCCACAUACCAUACACUGUGGCCAGUUGCAUCCUUCUUGACGGACUGUUGGCGGAGUAUGCUACAUUAGCACAUAUUUAAUUUUUUAUGUGUUGAAGUAUUGCUUGUCUGUGAUCUCCAGUAUCUUAAGUCUUUCAUUAUAAAGAUCCCCAUUCCAUACUGGCAUAUUUAUUUUUUUUUAGCCUUCUAUGUAUUGGGUGCAAUUAUUUGAAACAGAGUGACUUGUGCAUGUAACAUUGUUGUGUAAUGUUCUCUUAUUUAUUGUUUUACACAGCUGACCCCUGCCUGCUUCCUUCCGUCUGCUACGUUCAGGUGUAGAAAGGCAACCUCCUACUAACUCAAAACUUUUCCCUCAAACUAUAAAUUGCAUUUUAUUUUGCUUACUCAAACAGUUCCAGUUGACUAAGAAGGAACAAUUUUAAGCACCUUAUAGUGAAGGUAAUGUAAGGGAGGUUAAACUGUCUGAAGCAGCAAAUUCAGUUUGUAGUCUUAACCAGUGUUUGCUUGCAUUCUUUGCUCCUUUGUAGAUUUGUUUACUUGUUUCUUUUAUGUCAUGAAUUCUGAAUCACAAAUGGUUUACUGUACUGUAAAUACAAAGCUAUAUGUGUAGAAUUUAUACAUACAUAUAGAUAUAUUUAAAAAUAACCCAUUAUUUGUAUUUUGUAUUGAUAAAUGCUUCCUACAACCUCUAAUGAUGACAGUCUGGCCCAAUAUGGAGUGACUAUUAAUCCUAAUAUGUAAAAUAAGAGAUGACAUGGAAUGACAGCAGUUCUACAUUCUCAGAAUGAGUGGUUACUUUUGAGAUUCUUCUUCUCAGAGGAUGGAUGACAAAUCUUGUCUUUUUGUUUACCAGUCUGAAGGGAAAUAUAACUUUCAAGCAAUAUCAUCUUCUAAUACAAAAAAACGUUAACCAUGAAAGAUGUUUUUAGAAAUUGUGGGUUAGAUGCAACAAUGAAGAAAAAAUUCAUAUCAGUGCAUUUGUUUUAAAUUUCUCCUGGAAAUAAAUGUAAUAUUUUUGCAUAAA